Molecule: messenger RNA, 1461 nt
Organism: Striga asiatica
Lineage: Eukaryota; Viridiplantae; Streptophyta; Magnoliopsida; Lamiales; Orobanchaceae
Source: the annotation of a GenBank genome assembly
CUGUAUUCCUAUAUAUUUUAUUAAUUUUUCAAUUAUUAAUAUAUUUGUCGUUUUAUAAAAAAAAAUGGAAAACUAACCCACCGUCCGACCACCGAUGGUCAGUUUAUGAGGAAAUACAAUCGGUUUCGCACCAUUGGGAUUCGUGAAAAGACAAAGAGAACUGGCUUGAUCUAUUUUAAUCUUUUCAAAAAAAUAAAAAGGGACUAUGGCCGAAAAAAUUGGCAGCACUGUCUGCGUAACCGGCGCCGGAGGAUACGUGGCCUCGUGGCUGAUCAAGCUGCUCCUUUCUCACGGCUAUAACGUCCAUGGCACCGUCAGAAACCCUGGGGACGACAAAUAUGCUCAUCUGAAACAGCUCAAUUACGCAGAUGAAAAACUAAAACUCGUUAAGGCAGACUUGCUCGAUUUUGACUCCAUUCUUGCCGCUGUCAAAGGAUGCGAUGGAGUUUUCCAUGUUGCCAGCCCAGUGGAAGUAGUUGCACCAGCAGUAGAGGGCACUCGUAAUAUCCUCAAAGCAUGCUUCCAAGCAAAAGUGGAUCGUGUGGUCGUUGUAUCAUCAGCUGCUGCUUUAAUCAUGAAUCCUAACUGGGUCAAGGGUCAAGUCAUUGACGAGACUUGCUGGUCGGAUAGUGAAUACUGCAGGACAACUAAAAAUUGGUAUUUUUAUUCGAAAACAGUAGCUGAGGCGGAGGCUUUGGAAUUUGCAAAGAACAACGAGCUUGAUCUUGUUACUGUGUGCCCGACAGCAGUCUGGGGGCCUAUGCUGCAGCAUACUCCGAAUGCCAGCACUUUGAUUCUCAUAAAGCUGUUGAGAGAAGGAUUUGAGGAGGUGGAAAACAAGAUGAUUAACAUAGUAGACGUACGUGACGUAGCUGAAGCUUUGAAGUUGGUGUACGAAAACCGUGAAGCCAAAGGUAGGUAUAUAUGCACAGCCCACACAAUCAAAAAUCAAGAGCUGGUGGGAACUCUCAAGCAACUCUAUCCAAACUACAAUUAUCCCAAGAGCUUCAAAGAGGGUAAAAACUUGCUGAAACUGAGUUCAGAGAAAUUGCAGGGGCUUGGCUGGAAGUAUAGGCCAUUGACAGAGACUCUUGUCGAUUCUGUUGAGAUGUACAAGAAGGCUGGCCUUAUACAUUCCUAGUGACAACAACUUAGCAUGUGUUUGUUUGAUGAUUGUUUUUAAAGCGCUACUUAGUGUCAUGUAAAGUUGACUAAGAACUCUUGGAGACCUAGGGGUGCAUAUAAUCCUUGUACGCUUCAUUUGGUUUGUCAUCUUAUUGAAUCCACUAAAUUAUUGUACAACUUUUAGUUUUUUAGGCAGAUUCUCACUCAAUCUAACGUGAUGCUUUGAUCCUAGGCUUAAAGGACUCAUUUCCCAUCUAUUUUCGUCUUGAAGAGUGAAUUUCAACUACCCAAGAUAACGUUUCCCCCGUUGUAUCAUAACCUGUUGGUUAUUCGCUU